AAGGCGCCAUAUUGGUCACGGCAAUUGAACAAAGCUGCCUGCAAAGCGAUGAAUUCUCCUUUACAAGAUACAGUACAAUACACACUGUAUUUUUGUCAGCUGACGAAUGUACCUUGUUUGCAUGACGCAGAUUAUACAUUAAUUGUUACAGUAUUUUUAUUGUCUUUAUAUUUUUAGUUCUACUGUACAAAUCCCGACAAAUUUCUGUUGUCAAUAUUAUCAUUGCGUCCGCCACAGUGAGCUAGCACGUAGACAUAGAAGCUAUGUAGUUUCUGCUACUAGCAAAGAUAGCAUACAACCCACAACGCAUGCUAUCCUUUGAACCAAAGUCGGUCACAAUGGCUUCUUACAGAAUGUUCAUUCAUGAGUUAGGUCAUACUGAUGUCAUAAUUCGAAAUAUAGGUUUGAAGCGGUUGAACUAACAGAGGUAUGAAGAUGUGAGCAAUAGAGUCAUUGUAUUUUUUUCUUAUCCAGUCCUUUUAAUGUGAAUAAUUUUAUAUGGAUGUCUGAAUCACACAGAUUCUGCACAGUAUGUGCCUUUGGCUGUCCAUAUUGGGAGGUGUAUUAUUUCUAAGCCUGACAACAGCUGUUAAUAUUAAAAACAUUAUGCUUCAAAAAAACAAUCUUGAUGUGAAAGAAGGGGAAAUGUUUGCAAUUCCAUGCAGAUUCUGGACAGAAACUCCAGCAAAGCCUAAUGAUGUCAGACUAGCAUGGGAGUACGCCAUGCUGCGAAACAACGCUUUCCUCCCCGUUUACCAGGUGGCUGACGCUGUCCUGGAGUCCGUCCCAACACCAAACCCGUUCCGCGGCAGAGCCCACAUGAUCAUAGCCACGAUCCCCGAAGGGGACUGUUCACUCAUCGUCAACCCAGCGCUUGCCAGUGACACUGGACGAUUCAAGCUGAACAUAUAUAGUGACGGUGCUAAAAAAACUUCCAGAGUAGUUCAAGUUUAUGUCAGAAGCCAAUUUCACGGAACUGGCCUGAGUUUUCCAAGAGGAGCUGAACCAGCACCAGAGCCCCCGACAGCAGCAGCAGAGGCUCCACCUCCCCCCGAGUACGCCCCAGAUCCAGCCCUGCGAGCUCAUAACCCCCAGCCCCCACCGAAGGUAGGUGGUGGUGCCGUUGAUAAAGAUGACAACAGCUGCAUGGGCAUUGCCGAAGUGGACAGCGGCAUUAUUGAAACAGCCAAGGUGAUCAGAGCCAUCCUGAAAAAGACUGGGCUCACUUUGGAGAUGUUUGUGUACGCAGUGGGAAGUUUAUGCGGAAUUCUCUUCAUCGGAAACAUAAUUACUCUCAUGAUGUGGAGCUGCAGUACAAGCAGUAAGGAGGAAAUAUCCGAAGAAGAAUCUCUACUGGGAGACUGAUUGACUUGUACUGCUCAUUGCACCAGCCAAGAACAUUCUGUAUUUGAGGCUGUAUCAAAUACUGAUAUUAUUGAUUUUAUGGGACAUUCUGGAGCUUUGCAACACCUCUCCCAUGUUAGAGUCACUAAUCAUCGAAGAAUGGUACGCCUGCCUCCAGAACAGUAAGCGCUUUGCAGACGAAUCGCUCGUAUAAUCAGUGCCUGCCCAUGGUAGCCCUUCACCCCACGCACAUAUUCCUGCUGACUUAAAGUUGUUUGAGGUAUAUCCACACUUACUGUGGCUUAUCUAGCCAACUGAAUUCUGGUAGAAGCACAGACCAAGCACUGGGGCACUUCUGAAGCCCACAUGCCAUUGUUAAUUAGUUUUCAGUGUUAGCAUCCCCAAGUUAUACAAUGCAGAAUGAAGACCCCCUCUCAUAGUGUCCCAUAAAUUUGCAAUAUGAAAGAAUGAAGCUACCCUGCCCCCCACCCUCCUAUCACCCCCUUCCCAUAAUACUUUACCCUUUAUUUUUGUGCACAGCUGAACAACCCUUUACCGUAGCAGUACACUGUUCAGAACUCUUUGUGGGAUUCGUCUAGUGGUCUUACAGCAAAAAUGAAAAAACAUUACACAUCAUUACUCAUACAUGACUAAAUUAUUUUAUGUUCCAAAUGUUGAUCACUGCAUCGAAAACUAGAAGUAACAGAAUAAAAGCAAGCAGCUUGAGCCAAUGGCAACUACAGUAUCGGUUGUGUGUAAUCAUGCCGUCAUAAUGACAUUCUGAAAUGCAUGCUUGGUGAUCUCACAAUUACGUCAUAAUCCAACAAUACAAUAGAUAGCAACGGAUGUGCUUCUAAAUAAAAGAGGACAAUGAUGCGAGGAACAGAGUUGUGCAUUUACUACAUUCUUUUUCAACAUGUUCAAGCAAUCAUUUCUACAUGGAUGGCUUUAUUAUAAUUUCUAUAUAACAUGUCCCUUUGGACAACUGUAUCGGGGAUAUUAUUACUAUUAAGCCUGGUAAUAGGUAAUUUUACUAUACUGGAUAAUGUUGUAUUGAUUAAGAUUCCCAUUGCAGAUAUACUAUGAUCAGAGUUACACAAUGCAUAAUAAAUAUAUAAGAUCCUCCAACUUUAACUGAUAGAAAAAAAAACAGGAACCAUGAAGGAAGAUACAAUGUGGCAGGAAAUGCAGUUUCUACAAGAUGAAAUUGGACACCAGAAGUCUUGAAUUAAACCCAAGCAUGAUGCCUAGAGAGCGGAGAGCUGGCAGCCUGCAACUGGGAGGUGGUGACCUUUUACCAGGGCAAGGAACCAACAAACAGGAGCUUCCCAGGAGAGACACGACUGCCGUAUCUAUGCAGCUGCCAGGCUCAACACGACUCAUGCUUUUAAAUUGCAAUCAUGCGUUAAACAUGCAGGAUACACAAAUCCACACAAAUCCACAUUGAAACAUUAAUUCAUCAGUAGUAAGUAUUCAAUAGCAAUGGAUGACCAC
Molecule: messenger RNA, 2838 nt
Organism: Polyodon spathula (Mississippi paddlefish)
Lineage: Eukaryota; Metazoa; Chordata; Actinopteri; Acipenseriformes; Polyodontidae
Exons: 4
Coding region: 532-1365 (277 amino acids)
Source: RefSeq, a predicted model, not a curated record